Cetraspora pellucida is the source of this 981-nucleotide messenger RNA. Lineage: Eukaryota; Fungi; Glomeromycota; Glomeromycetes; Diversisporales; Gigasporaceae. The record is from the annotation of a GenBank genome assembly.
AUGGACGUAAUUGCGGAUCCUGAUCCUGCUUCAGACACUGCGUUAACUAUGGAUAUGACAGGGACUAUGUCGGACACCACACCAACUAUGGACGUAAUUGCGGAUCCUGAUCCUGCUUCAGACACUGCGUUAACUAUGGAUACGGCUACAUGGACCAUGUCAGAUACCGCACCGACUAUGGACGUAGUUGCAGAUCCUAAUUCAUACAUCGCACCCGUUCAGUAUAUAGUUGAAAAACCUAUUUCAAACAUAGCAUCUACCAUGAACAUGGUCACAGGGACUAUCUCGGACACUAUAUUGACUAGGAAAAAGAUUAUUUUGAGUACCACAUCGACUAUGAACAUGAUUACAGGGACUAUUUCGGACACAGCACCUACUAUGGAUAUAAAUAUGGGGACUAUGUCAAGUACUGCACAAGUAAAGAAUAAAGUUACAACACCUGUGAGCUAUGUCACAACAACACCAAAUCCAAGUUCAUCCAAUCAACCUAUUUGUCAUGCUAUUAGAAAUGAUGGAAGUAUGUUUACUGUAUCAGAUCUUAAGUGUUUAAGCUUGACACCAAAAUUUCGGCAAUCCAAGUUUUGUCCGUCAAAUAUGAGAAUCUUUACUGAUGGUCCUACUAGAUUAAAAAUAAACGACAAUAGUUACAAUAUUAGUGAUAUUGUCUCCAACAAUUGUUACAAUUAUCCGAACAGCAACUCUUGUAAAAGAGGUAAUACUGAUAGUUACUGUGGGAUUUCACGCUGUGUUGUAUCAUGGGCACAUGAUAUUAAUGUACAAAUUAAUGGGGAGACCGUGAGAAUGAUAGCUCACAGUCCUAUUGGAGGGACGAACUAUUGGACGGUUACCUCCAACAUAUUUGAUGGUAUAACAAUAAAAUCUCAAUACAAAGCUUUGACUGAUUGUAUCAGCCAUUCAUGUAUUAAUUGUUUUGCAUCGCCAUUUACCUGCAAACCAAAUGAGGAAUGCAAAUACGCAUGA